Messenger RNA from Aureobasidium subglaciale EXF-2481, 1041 nucleotides. RefSeq lists its product as uncharacterized. The record is from RefSeq and is a predicted model, not a curated record. NCBI's taxonomy places the organism in Eukaryota, Fungi, Ascomycota, Dothideomycetes, Dothideales, Saccotheciaceae. The transcript is spliced from 2 exons. Gene Ontology annotation, molecular function: nitronate monooxygenase activity. Bases 1 to 1041 code for a protein of 346 amino acids.
AUGCCUACACUCAAUACACCUUUGACCACGCUGCUUGGGAUCAAAUACCCUAUCCUGCUGGCAGGCAUGGCGCGAACAUCCUCUGGUCCUCUCGCAGCCGCCGUCUCCAAUGCAGGCGGUCUAGGCACGAUUGGUGGACUAGGCUACAACCCCCAACAACUCCGCGACAUCAUUACAGAAUUGAAAGCGAAUCUCUCUUCUCAAAAUCUAUCUUUUGGCGUCGACCUCGCAUUACCACAAGUAGGUGGUUCGGCGAGAAAGACCAACCACGAUUAUACACAUGGACAGCUGGAUCAACUUAUCGAUGUCGUGAUUGAAGAAGGCGCAAAGCUGUUCAUUAGUGCAGUGGGUGUGCCGCCGAAACACGUCAUUGAAAGACUGCACAAAGCAGGCAUUUUGGUGAUGAAUAUGGUUGGUCAUCCCAAGCAUGCUGUCAAAGCGCUGGAAGCGGGUGUUGACUGCGUUUGUGCUCAAGGAGGAGAAGGAGGUGGACACACCGGCGAUAUUCCGGGAAAUAUCUUGAUCCCUGCUGUUGUGGAUGUUGCGAGUAGGUAUAAGAGUCCGUUGACCGGAGAGCCUGCUUUGGUGGUUGCGGCAGGUGGUAUCUAUAAUGGAAGAAGUUUGGCGGCGGCGCUGAUGCAGGGUGCUGCUGGUGUGUGGGUUGGCACUAGAUUCGUCGCAAGUGUGGAAGCUGGGUGCUCGAAGCUGCACAAAGAGGCAGUGGUGUCAGCAAGGUUUGAAGAUACAUUGCGCACGCUGGUCGUCAGCGGUAGACCACUUCGCGUUCGCAUGAACGACUACAUCCAGUCCUGGGAAGAUCGACCAGAGGACAUCAAGCGCUUGACAGAGCAGGGUGUUGUUCCGAUGCAGAAGGACAUGGACGACGACAAGGACGUUGAUUUGCCAUAUCUGAUGGGCACGGUGGCAGGUGUCAUCGGUGACAUCAAGCCUGCGAAAGACAUUGUUGAGGACAUGGUCAAAGAAGCCGUCGACAUGCUGAAGAGAGGACAGAGCUUUGUCGCGCGCGAUAGCAGAUUGUGA